Messenger RNA from Populus trichocarpa (black cottonwood), 2159 nucleotides. RefSeq names its product exocyst complex component EXO70H1. The transcript has a single exon. Gene Ontology annotation, biological process: exocytosis. The coding region runs from base 102 to 2003 and encodes 633 amino acids. NCBI's taxonomy places the organism in Eukaryota, Viridiplantae, Streptophyta, Magnoliopsida, Malpighiales, Salicaceae. Gene Ontology annotation, molecular function: phosphatidylinositol-4,5-bisphosphate binding. Gene Ontology annotation, cellular component: exocyst. The record is from RefSeq and is a predicted model, not a curated record.
AUAUAACCCCGCUCCAUAUUAAACACUCAACUAAAAUAACCAAUAACUGCAAGCCUCCUGUUUGGAAUAUAAUUAGUUUUGAGCGCACAUUUUCAGGCUCAAUGGCUCGGUCAGAAACUCCAAGGAGUAUUGCAGCAAAAAGAGGGAUGCUAGCCCGCCUUUUCUCAUCCUCAACAACACUCUCCUUCUCCUCUUCACUUUCAACCCCUUCUACUCCUUCCACUCCUUCCUCCUCUACCCCCAACAUGUUCUCCGAAUCCGUGAUGGAGGAAACUAUAAAAAAUGUUGAAUCAAUCAUCACCAAAUGGGAUCCAAACUCUUCAUCAAUUACCAGAGUCACCUCUCUCUUCCAUAGUAACAGAGAAGAAGCAGAAGAUUUUCUCGAAAGUGUCAAAGACUUGCGUCGAGCAAUGCAUGCAUUGGUCUCUGAACAUUCGACCUCUGAUAAGCUUUUGCUUGCCCAGAACCUCAUGCAAAUCGCCAUGGCAAGACUUGAGAAGGAAUUCUAUCAGAUACUGUCUGCAGCACGUGAUCAUCAAAUAGACCCAGAGUCUAUUUCAGCUCGAUCCUCGGAGGGGUCGAGUAAUCUCGAAGAUGAGAAUGAGCUUGGAUCUGAAGAAGAGUUCAAAACAGCAGGUGAGUCAAACACUAACGUGGAGAGAGUCACAGCACUAGCCAUGUCAUCAGACCUCAAAACUAUAGCUGACUGUAUGAUAAGUUCUGGCUACAGCAUUGAGUGUAUCAAAAUAUACAAACUUAUCAGAAAAUCAAUCGUGGAUGAAGGAUUGUAUCUGCUCGGAAUCGAAGAAUUCAGGCCUUCUCAAAUUCUCAAAAUGAAUUGGGAAGCUCUCGAGCAUCAGAUCAAGAACUGGCUGAAUGCAGUAAAGAUUGCCGCGAAAACACUCUUUAGUGGAGAAAAAGCUCUCUGUGAUCACGUGUUUUCAGCAUCUCAGACGAUCAGGGAAUCAUGCUUCUCUGAGAUAACAAUAGGAGGACUAAAUCUUUUCAGAUUUCCUGAGCUUGUAGCUAAGUGCAAGAAAUUGCCAGAGAGGAUUUUCCCACUAUUGGAUCUCUACGAAGCACUCUCUGAUAUCCGGCCAGAUGUAGAAUUGAUAUUUGACUCUGAAUCAACCUCAAAGAUUAAACAGCAGGCAGUUUCAUCACUACAUGGACUUGGCGAGUCAAUCCGUGCCAUUCUUUCCGAAUUUGAAUCAACAAUUCAAAAGGACUCGUCAAAAACUCUAAUCGUUGGUGGCGGGAUUCACCCACUGACCCAAAAGGUUACGAGUUACAUAUCUUCACUUGCAGAUUACAGCAGGAUUCUCUCGGACAUUGUUGCUGAUUCUUCACCACCAAGGAAUACAGCUUUCCCUGAAGCUUACUUUGAGAGUCCAAACUAUGAUGCCAGUUCAACACCAGCAGUCUCAGUUCACCUAGCUUGGCUCAUUUUAGUCCUUUUAUGCAAGCUUGAUAGAAAAGCAGAUCUUGGGUACAAAGAUAUGUCUUUGUCAUACCUAUUCCUAGCAAACAAUCUUCAGUUUGUCCUUGAUAAAGUUUGUACAACUCGCCUUUAUGUGCUUCUCGGUGAGGAUUGGGUGUUCAAGCAUGCCGAGAAGGUUAUACAAUAUGCUUCCACCUAUGAAACGAUGGCAUGGGGUAACGCCUUCUCAUCUUUACCAGAGAAAAAUUCUCCACUACUGUCUCCUGAAGCAGCAAAGGAAUGUUUUCAGAGGUUCAACGCAGCUUUUGAAGAAGCAUAUAAGAAACAAGCAUCAUGGGUUGUGCCGGAUAGGAGGUUGAGGGAUGAAUUGAAGGUGUCAAUUGCAAAAGAACUUAUACCAGCAUACAGAGAAUUUUAUGACACGCAUAAGGUGAUGUUGAGGAGGGUGAAGGAUUUUGAGGUGUUUGUAAGGUUCGGCCCUGACGAUCUUGGGAAUUACCUCUCGGAUUUGUUUCAUGGAACUGCCAUUUCAGGCAGUACCUCACCUCCUACACCGCGAUAAAGUCAAUCUCCGUGAAACGAUAGAACAAUAACUGUUAUAAGCUUACAGAACCUGUUACUUCCUUUGUAAUUAUGUUUCUUUUGUGUGAGUUCUUGCUGUAAAAUAGGCAGUCAGCCAGUGCCGCAGAAAAUCAAAUAUAAUUGCUUCGCAUCUCUA